Molecule: messenger RNA, 2187 nt
Organism: Anguilla anguilla (European eel)
Lineage: Eukaryota; Metazoa; Chordata; Actinopteri; Anguilliformes; Anguillidae
Gene: napsa
Product: napsin A aspartic peptidase
Exons: 9
Coding region: 153-1385 (410 amino acids)
Biological process (GO): proteolysis
Cellular component (GO): lysosome
Molecular function (GO): aspartic-type endopeptidase activity
Source: RefSeq, a predicted model, not a curated record
CUUCCGAGAAUUCGCCGAGGGGCAGAUACGGAUAUAACUAGCGGAAAAACCUGCGACGAUUGAUUUGUAUUCACUCCCAAUUAAGAAGCCUCAUCUUGUUCUAAAUAAGAAAGCGAAAUUGACUAUUUUCCCUGUUUGCUUUCAGAAAUUUAAUGAUGAGUCAUCACAAAUUGUUUUUCAUCGCUAUUUCGAUAUUUAUUGUUUACAGUGGCGCAGUUAUCAGAAUCCCACUGAAGAAAACGCGCACUCUGCGCCGUCAGCUGUGCGACAAUGGGAUGACACUGGAUCAGCUACAGUCCAGGGCACAAAUGCACAUGACCGACCAGUAUGCUGAUAAUGUCCCCGCCGACCUUGGCCUCGCCCCCAACCCUAACAAGACUGUCCCUGUUGAGAGUCUGACCAACUUCAUGGACGCCCAGUAUUAUGGGGUGAUCAGCAUCGGUACCCCUCCUCAGGAGUUCUCUGUGCUGUUUGAUACAGGCUCCUCCAAUCUGUGGGUGCCCUCCAUUCACUGCUCCUUCUGGGAUAUUGCCUGCUGGCUCCACCGUCGCUACAAUUCCGGGAAGUCCAGCUCCUAUGUGGCCAACGGAACAAAGUUCUCCAUUCAAUAUGGAAGGGGAAGCUUGUCAGGCUACAUCAGCCAGGACACCAUCUCUUUAGCUGGGUUGACCGUGCCGGGCCAGCAGUUUGGCGAGGCCGUGUCCCAGCCGGGAUUCGUGUUCGCAGUGGCGCGCUUCGACGGGGUGCUGGGGAUGGGGUACCCGUCCAUCUCUGUCGCUGGCGUCCGGCCGGUGUUUGACACCGCCAUGGCUGCCAAGCUUCUGCCUCAGAACAUCUUCUCCUUCUACAUUAACCGGAACCCUAGAGCAGCAGUGGGAGGAGAGCUUGUGCUGGGAGGGGCCGAUGACCAGCACUACGAGGGAGCGCUGCACUACGUGAACGUCACCCGCAAGGCCUACUGGCAGAUCGCCAUGGACGGGGUUUCCGUUGGGAAUCAGCUGGCGCUCUGCAAGGGCGGUUGCCAGGCGAUUGUGGACACGGGAACCUCCCUCAUCGUAGGGCCUGCGAAGGAAGUCCGAGCCCUGCAGAGAGCCAUUGGGGCCUUGCCUCUACUCAUGGGAGAGUAUAUGAUUCCUUGCGGGAAGAUCCCAUCUCUCCCAGUCAUCUCAUUCACUCUUGGAGGAAAGCAGUUCAAUCUGACUGGGGAGGACUAUGUCCUGAAGGAAUCUCAACUGGGAGUGUCGAUUUGCCUGUCUGGGUUCAUGGCCAUGGACAUUCCCCCUCCAGCCGGGCCCCUGUGGAUUCUGGGAGACGUCUUCAUCGGUCGCUACUACAGCGUGUUUGACAGGGAUGCUGACCGCAUGGGUUUCGCACCUGCUAAAUAGAGGGGAGAGAGGGAGAGAGAGGAGGGGGGAGAGAGAGAGAUAUUUCAUAGGCUACUGGAGAAGGGGACAAAGACCACCCAAAAAGGGAAGAGCCACUCCUCUCUGAUCCAUUCUGUUUUCUGCUUGCUACUUUCAGAGCUAUGAAACGGUACAGAUUGGGAUGGGAAAGGCUAAUUGUACCAAAUUAACUAUGCAAUUUUAUUUCUAUGCAACUUAUUUCUUAAUGAAUUACUUUUUGUACAGAUCAAUAAAAGCUUGUGCUGAGUGAGGACCGAGUGCUUUGCUCAUUUUAAACUCGGGCAGCAUUCCAAAGAACAAGCUGAUGAUUUGUAGAAUUUGAAACUUGAAAUGUUGACUGAUUAAAUUGAAGACCCUUCUGCUGGGGGAUGGGGAAAGUGUUGAGUCGGUUUCUGUUCUUGACCGGGGUUGUUGACCAGUGGGGGGGCGGAAAAAAAAACUUUUCCCCCCCCCCUGUUGAUCAAUGUCACACUGUUGGGGGGACAAAUUUAAAGCGCUGCCAAUAAGAACUGUGGGUAAAUGCAUGCAAUUUAAACUGCUGUGAUGAAAGAUGAUAUUGAAGAUAUGCCAUAAUUUGAAUGUUAAACAUGUAAGCAAAUUGUAUGCUUGAUUCCUGUAAAUGGAAAGGUAUUUUUUUGUGGACAACUUGGACAACUUUUUUUUGUAUAUUGUGUCCACUUUCAAACUACAUUGUGUUUAUCUGUGUAGGUCCUACCAAUUCAGAUUGAUUCAAUGAAAAUCCUAUUUUCUAACUAAAUAAAAGUUUUAAAUAGUGGAAAAGUAA